Molecule: messenger RNA, 783 nt
Organism: Striga asiatica
Lineage: Eukaryota; Viridiplantae; Streptophyta; Magnoliopsida; Lamiales; Orobanchaceae
Source: the annotation of a GenBank genome assembly
AUGAACCAGAAGGGACCGCCGCACGAUCGUAGUCGUCUACUUCAGCCACCGAAUUCGUUGGUUGCCACGCCACUCCCCCCUGCCGAGAGGCGAGUGGAACUCCUCAGCCCUCGGCCGACUGUCAUCACCAGGCUUCGUGAGAGAAGAAGAAGAAGAAGAAGACCAGGCUUCGUGAGAGAAGAAGAAGAAGAAGAAGAAGAAGAAGAAGAAGAAGAAGAUAGGAAGGGAGAGAUAUAUGUUUCGCAUAAGGAUUCAUGUUGGCGACUUGAAUUAUGUGGAAUGGAGGAUUCCAAUAGUGAUGAUGCUCACUCCGACUCUAGGAACGAGUCGAUUCAUUCUCAGGAAGAUUGUCAAAAGGGCGGGCGCGGAGCAACACGAUUGCCACAUUUAAUGCUUCAAAGCGGGAAUAACAAGUUGAAAAUAUCAUUUGAUUAUGGAAGUUAUACCUCAGAGGAGGCUAAAACUAUUGGUGACAAGAUUGUGAAAGAAGAAGUUGCAGAGCAGGUAAAAGGUGAGGUGAUGAAGAUGAUGCAACUUGGUUCUCAGCCACACAUUUCAACUAGCUCUCCAGUAAUCCUGAGCACGAAAGGAAGUGGCGCUCCAGCUUCGGAUGAUUCUUUCCAACAAAAGCAAAUGGAUCCAAAACCUAAGACGGAUGUGAUCAGAACUAAUAUGCAAUGGGAUUUUCAAAGGAACCUACAAAAGGAUGAGUACACCAUAAAACUCUCUCACAACACUCCAUCUGAACACACAUCCAGUGAUAUCGAAACAAACGUGAAUUAG